AUGGCGAAGCUAGCUCCAGAGAAAGCGGAGAUACAGACUAUUUCUAUACAGCCGAAACUGGAGAUAAAAAUCAAAAUCAAAGCCUUCAUAGCCCAAAGAUGGCUAGCCCAAUGGAACGCAACUCACCUCUACAGGCUGGUUGGCCGACAUUUCAAGGCAUUGCUGAUACUGGCCACUGUGUGCCUUGGUUUUUACCUGAUACGAUACUGGUUGGCGUCGGUGUCGUACAAACAAGCAUUCAAAUGGUUCUUCAAGUUGCGAUAUGGAGAGUACAGGGACCCAUUUAUAAACCAGCAUCGAUAUGAAUACAUUCUGUCGCCUACAGUUUGCUCUCAACGAAACUUCAACAUAUUCAUCACUGUACAAUCAGGGCCAACAAAUACGAAACGCAGACAAGUGAUCCGGGCAAGCUACGGAUCCCUCCAUCGCUUCCAUGGCCUUUCGAUAGCUCUGGUGUUUAUGCUUGGCAGUGUUAAUGAUUCCAUCCUUCAAGAAAAGAUAACCAGGGAAUUUAGAGAUCACAACGACAUUGUGCAAGGCAACUCGUAUGAUGGUUACACCUUUCUCAACCGGAAACAUAUCAUGGCCAUGGACUGGUUCUUGAAGAACUGCCAGUCCGAUUUUGUAGUGAAGCUAGAUGACGACACGUUUGUUAAUCCGUACCGUCUCGUUGAUUACAUGUCAAGUUUGAAGAAGCCCGUACCUAAUAUGAUGUUUUGUAAAGUGAUGAAAAAUGAGAUCCCAGUUCGUGAGCCGAGCUCCAAAUGGCACACGCCAUAUUAUCAGUACCCGUUUCAGAAGUUUCCGCCUUUUUGUUUAGGAUUUGCUUAUGUGACAACGCCUAAGGUUUGGGCGACCCUGUAUGCAGCAUCUGAAACUAACCGACCAAUGGAUAUGGAUGAUGUUUAUGUGAGCGCAGUGUUAGGAGCUUCCACAGGUCUCCAGUUGAAGGACAUCGGAGACUUAAUGUACGACUGUAUCAAGCACCAGCGGACUGUGAAUAUGGAAUCGUUGCGAAGGUCUGUACUUGUACUGGACAGAUGGAACAACUGCGGGGAUCAACCUUUUAAACACUGGGAGGACAUAAAACAGUAUUACAAUGAGAAAAGCAGUGUUAUUGGCUUCUGAACAAAUGUCGUAAAAAAAGGCUUUAAGCAAUACGGUCAUCCAUUCAGAUACUUUAACAUGAAAAUGUGUUGUUUGACGAGGGUUGUCUUGUGAUAUCAGAAUAUGAUCUUAUAUAAGCAACACAUUUUUUUCAGUUUUAGGAACUUGACUGGCCGUCGCCCAAAAGGUUCUGUAAGUCCCCACGGUCCCUAGUUUUUAGCUCACCGGGUGCGAAGGACCAAGGUGAGCUUAUGCCAAACCGUGGCGUCCGUCGUCCGUCGUCGGUACGUCAACAAUUUAUUCAAACGACUUCUUCUUCUAAACCACUAAUUUGAAAUUAACGAAAUUUGAC
Haliotis rufescens (red abalone) is the source of this 1459-nucleotide messenger RNA. RefSeq names its product beta-1,3-galactosyltransferase 5-like. Gene Ontology annotation, molecular function: hexosyltransferase activity. The transcript is spliced from 2 exons. The record is from RefSeq and is a predicted model, not a curated record. Gene Ontology annotation, cellular component: membrane. Bases 1 to 1128 code for a protein of 375 amino acids. NCBI's taxonomy places the organism in Eukaryota, Metazoa, Mollusca, Gastropoda, Lepetellida, Haliotidae.